Messenger RNA from Hymenoscyphus albidus, 1761 nucleotides. Lineage: Eukaryota; Fungi; Ascomycota; Leotiomycetes; Helotiales; Helotiaceae. The record is from the annotation of a GenBank genome assembly.
AUGCUUUCCGUAGCAUCCCUCCUCAACCCCGUCAAGCCAGAGCCGCGAGGUACACGACUUCCCUCAAGUCCUCUAUCAUCGCUCUGUACCUCAUCUCGUGGUAGCCCUCAGCUGCCAAAUCAGUCAUCGACCAAGAAGCAGAAAAUGUCUAAGGAUGGCCCUGUUUUUGUCAAGGGAAAGAUCAAGGGCGAAGUCAACUUCCCACCAUUUCAAAAUCUUGGCAGGGAAGCGAUGGAAGAAGUCGAGAAAUUCCAAGUUUACCCCUUUGGGACAAUUGACGAAUAUUGCCGACACAUUCCCUACAACAGCGAGAAGAAAAACUUCCUUGAGAAGACUGGCCGAGAAAGCUUCGAAGGUAUGCUAAUCUUUAUUCGAAUAUUCUCCAUGGCCUGCUCAUUUUGAUUGCAGUGUUCCAGUACACAUUUAAAAUCCCUGGUGACGAGAAGGCUUACAUGGUUAUGUGGGAUUACAACAUCGGCCUUGUGCGAAUAACACCUUUCUUCAAGUGCUGCAAAUAUUCCAAGGUACGUGUACUUGGACAUCAGCUAUCGCAAGACUGACAUUUUAUACGAAGACGAUGCCUGCGAAGAUGUUGAGUAUGAACCCUGGUCUCAAGGAAAUCACGCAUAGCAUCACCGGAGGUUCUUUAGCUGCACAGGGUAAGUUGACAGGCUUCUCAGGGUCUUCGAUCUAAUUAGCUCCAGGUUAUUGGAUGCCAUUUGGCUGUGCUCUCGCGGUCUGUGCAACCUUUUGCGCCGAUAUUGCGGGUGCCCUGAUCCCGAUUUUCGGACCAGAUUUUCCUUCACAAUGUGUCCCACCCGAAGCCCCCGAAUGGAAGCGUAUGACUAUCGAUCCAGCAAUUGUUGUCCAAGCUACUGAGGAAGCUGAAAGAUAUCGUAUGCAUUACAGCAUGCAAUCCCCAAAGUCCAGCCGCAGCAGCUAUUCGCCUCAGCAAAGAGUAUAUGAGCCAUCGUUGAGUAUGCGUAGUACACCUUCCAACAAUCUCGAGAGACGUCUACGUUUGAAGAGACCCUUCGGUGGCGACAGUCCAUAUGGCACAACAACAGAUACCGACAUUGAUGGCAAUGCCAGCGAGACGAGCAGUGGAGAUGGGUAUUAUUGCUCGCCUGUUACACCCGUUUCUGUCAACAGUCACAGUCUUCACCACUCGCAAACUUGGCAGUCACUCAACACAACUUCUCACCUUGCAAACUCCUCGGUCAACCUUCAGUCCCACAGGCUCGUUCCAGGUUCUAAUCCUCUUCUGAGCGCCAUCCCACGAUCUACGGGUCUUAUCGAUGUCCAUAUGAGUAAUUCGUGGACAGCCAUCAAGCGUAGGGCUGAUGAUGCUGACGAUGAGUAUGAGGCUGAGAGCCCAAGUGUUGCCGACGAAAAGGUGAGCGAUGCUGGAAAGUCGCCCGAUAAAGAGAUGGAAGAUGCAGGGAGAAACGGAAGCGCACCAGGGGGCGUCGAGCAGAAUGCAGCAAUGCUAUUGAUGAACCUUAACAUGAAAGAUGGAGAGUAUGCCAGCAACUUGGCUGCGAAAGUGGAUUCAAUGGUUUCCGACGGGCCACGAGUUAAGCGAAGGAGAGCCACAUCGAUGUGAGGCACCUCAGGGAUUCGUUGUACAAGCAACGCCCUGAAGGACUAGAGAACAUUUUUUGUUGCGCAUAAUACUGCAUUUGUUGAAUGGCAUUUUGUUUGGAGUUUUUGGCCGUCAAUUAGGGGAUAGGAAUGGUGGAUAGGAAAGGUAUUGUCUAA